AUGGCUGUUGCUUUCUUUUGCGAAGAACUUGCGAACAUCAAAUCGCUCCGUGCCGUAGUCGGUGUCGAUGCCAACAAUGUCAAUCUCAAGGAUCAGCUAUCUCUCAAGGACAAUACUCUAUUCGCAGGCAACGUACCCGUGAUCAGUUUCAACGCCAACAACUUGCAUGUGGAUCCACGUCUUUUGCUCAUGACGCCUCAAGCGUCACCGACUUGUGGUGGCAGUAUCGUUGAAGCCAAGAUGACAGUCAGCGAUAGCAAGAUGGAUACUAUGGAUGAUGAUCUCAAAGUAUGGUGGCCCGUCAAGGAAUUGGAAACGAUGCAGGGUUUUACAUGUCGUACAUGCAACACGCGUCUUGCAACAACGUCUGGUUUUCGAUGCAAAGCACUUCCAUCAGAGCACUGGUACGAGUUGGUAGAAUGCUGGAUUUGUCACGAGACCAAGCCUGAAGAACAUCGCGCUCGUAUGCAACCCAUCUCUGCACGGCCUCAAACGCUAUUAGCAGGCACAACUUAUCUUUUGAUCCAUCCCGAUGACUUGAAGAACGAUCAACAACAAGUAUCAGUCGUUAUGAAUGAAGCGUCAACUUUAUCUCCUGACAAGUGGACAAUCUCGCGACAAUGGAUACCUGUGCAAUGCAAACAAUGCCAAUCUCCCCUGGGCGAAGGUCAAUACGACAAAGCUGAAGAUAAUACAAUUUCAUUAUUGGGAGUGAAGCUCUACAAGUAUUGUAUCUCGCCUAUACCCAUGGAGACCACCUUGCCGAUUUUUCUGGAUUUCUUCACGUUUGAUUUACUGGAUGCUGUCAAAGCCCAUGCAACCUAUCGCUUCAUCAUACAAGAUCGGGAGAAUCGCAAAGUACAAUUCUUGCUCUGGAUGUUUAGUUGGAAUACGCGUAUCAUCUACAACAAGGGGUUUGAAGAUCAAGUGACAAAGCGAUCAGAUAAAAUCCAUGAUAAGAAGGUGAUGAAAGUGCUCUAUCUGGAUUGUACCCAAUCGAAUGAAAUGGUGGACGACCAUAUGCAAGCGUGGAAGAAGGACAAGUCAGCUGACCAUCUAAUGUAUCCUGCAUCAUGCUGCAAGCUUGUACUCAAAUCACUUCAGCAAUCGAAUCAGAUAUUACCACCCUAUAUGCGCACCAUAAAUAACCCUGUCAUGAAACUUCAGCAUAAUUUCUCGGUUGGAUUCCUUGAACGAUAA
Molecule: messenger RNA, 1200 nt
Organism: Lichtheimia ornata
Lineage: Eukaryota; Fungi; Mucoromycota; Mucoromycetes; Mucorales; Lichtheimiaceae
Exons: 5
Coding region: 1-1200 (399 amino acids)
Biological process (GO): protein autoubiquitination; protein polyubiquitination; proteasome-mediated ubiquitin-dependent protein catabolic process
Cellular component (GO): nucleus; cytosol; ubiquitin ligase complex
Molecular function (GO): ubiquitin protein ligase activity; ubiquitin conjugating enzyme binding; cyclin binding
Source: RefSeq, a predicted model, not a curated record